CGCGGCGGGCGGCAGUCUAGCUCCGCCGCCGGGCCGCGCCGCGCGCUCGGCUCGAGGCUCCAGGCUCGUGCCGCUAUUAUGUCGGCGCCCCGGGCCCUGUCCCCACGUGCCUGCGCUUCCCCCGGCCCCGCGCCGCGCGCCCCCAGCCCGCACCACAAGUAGCGCGCACGAUCAUCCUCACUCUCACCACUAUCUAGGAAUGUAAAUAUUUAUGGAUGUCAGUUUUGAGUUGUUUAGAUUGGCUGUGAAUUUUAAGGUGAAAAUGAAACCGGUAAGGCGCGUCCGGAUUGAAGAUGGGUUGCCUAGUGAGCGCGGCGGUGGCGGCGGCGGCGGCGGCGGCCGGCUGGCGGCGCCGCGGAUGUCGCUCCUGGGCAAGCCGCUGAGCUACCGCGCCACCCGACGCGACGCGCGCUACCGGCGGCUCCAGUCCAAGAUCUACAACUUCCUCGAGCGACCACGAGGAGCCAAGGCCGUCCUCUAUCAUAUGAUUGUGUUUCUGAUGGUGUUCAUGUGCCUGUCGCUGUCGGUGUUCUCCACCAUCGAGGAGUACGAGGCGAAGGCCGGCAUCGUGCUCUUCUACAUGGAAACCGUCGUCGUCAUAUGGUUCGCGAUCGAGUUCUUUUUAAGGUUGUGGUCGUCAGGAUGUCGGUCACGGUAUCAAGGCUCAAUGGGGCGCCUCAAAUUUUUGAGGCGGCCCUUCUGUAUAAUAGAUGUGACGACGAUCCUGGCGUCGGUGGUGGUACUGGGCAUGGGCUCGUCGGGGCAGGUGUUCGCGGCGUCGGCGCUGCGCGGGCUGCGCUUCUUCCAGAUCCUGCGCAUGGUGCGCAUGGACCGCCGCGGCGGCACCUGGAAGCUGCUCGGCUCCGUCGUCUAUGCUCAUCGACAGGAAUUAAUAACAACGUUGUACAUAGGAUUUCUCGGCCUCAUAUUCGCAUCGUUCUUGGUGUACUUAGCUGAAAAAGAUGUUCCUGAAACUAAGUUUAAAAACUUUGCUGAAGCGUUAUGGUGGGGAGUAAUCACGCUGUGCACGGUGGGGUACGGCGACAUGGUGCCGCAGACCUGGCAGGGCAAGUUCAUCGCCUCCUUCUGCGCGCUGCUCGGCAUCUCCUUCUUCGCUCUGCCCGCCGGAAUCCUGGGGUCCGGGUUCGCGCUGAAGGUGCAGCAGCAGCAGCGGCAGAAGCACAUGAUCCGGCGGCGCCAGCCCGCGGCCACGCUCAUCCAGGCGCUGUGGCGCUGCUACGCGUCCGACGAGCACUCCAUGAGCAUCGCCACCUGGAAGAUACACCAGAUCCCGCUGCCCAGCCCGCAGACCAGCCGCGUGAUGAGCGCGUCGUUCAAGAACAACGCGUCGUUCGUGUCGCGGCUGCCCACCAUCCGCCGGCACAAGAGCUCCUCGCUGCACUCGCCCGCGCCGCACGCCAAGCCGCCGGCGCGCUACGACGUCAACGCCAGCUCCGAAAACCUCGGCGCGCCCCGGCCGCCGCGCGUCGCCGCCACGCGCAGCGAGGACUCGGUGGCCGACACCGCGCUAGAGAAGAAAAACUCCGACGACGAGGAGGACGAGCCGCGGUGCGUCACGCUCACGCCGCGCCACAAGGCCGCCAUCCGCUUCAUACGGAAGAUGAAAUAUUUUGUGGCUCGACGUAAGUUUAAGGAAGCACUAAAGCCAUACGACGUCAAGGACGUAAUCGAACAGUACUCGGCGGGGCACGUGGACCUGCUGGGCCGCGUCAAAACCGUCCAGACUAGGUUAGAUCAGAUAUUGGGGAAACAAGGAUCAAAGGCGAAAGAUGUGUACGCAUCGAAAAUCAGUUUAGCUUCCAGAGUAGUUAAAAUAGAAAGACAGGUAGAUGAAAUAGAAAGUAAGUUGGACCAUUUGUUGGAGUUGUACGAGGAGGACCGGCGGGGGGGCCGGCGGCUGGCGGGCGCGGGGGCCGCGGGCGGGGGCGGGGGCGGCGUGGGGGAGGGCAGGCCCGCGCUGCUGGACAAGCAGAGCUCGGAGCCCAACUCGCCGGUGUCGCGCAGCGCCGAGCCGCCGCCGCCGCCCGCCGCGCUGCAGCUGCACAAGCGACCCAUGCACCGCGGCUACUCCGACCUCGGACAGCGAUUUAUGCGCAAGAAAGUCAUAGUCAAGACGUCGUCGUCGCGCAACUCGCCGCCGCGCGACGACGAGGUGGUGAUCGUGGUGCCCACGGACCGCGAGGACACGCCGCCGCCGCGCCUCGUCACCGACAGCUCCGACGUGUGCGCGACGUGCGCGGUGGAGGUGGAGGAGGGGCGGUCCGGGAGCUCGGCGUCGGCGUCGUGGUGCGAGGGCGCGGAGGACGAGGCGGGCGCGGGCUACGGCUCCGGCGACUCGCUGGCCGAGGACGCCGCGCUGCUGGGGGCGGCGGCGGCGGGCGCGGGGGCGGCGCGGGGGACGCGGGGGGCCACGCGCCGCGACGUGGCCGUGGACCUGCACCUGCUGCGCCCCGACCUCUGAGACCAGCUGCCGGGCGCGCCGCCCCGCGCGCCCCGCGCCCUCCGCGCACCGCUGCCCUCGCACACCACACGGUUAUGAUCACGCAUUUGCACAAAACUGAACGAAACGAACAAUUAUAAAUUAUAUCUUAUCUUAAAGCUAAGUUUACAUUCAAAAAUGUUCAUUAUAAGGUAUCUAGGUUAUCAUUGUAGGUACUAUGAGUAUCGAAUAUAGGUAAGGAAAAAAUAUUAAAGUAUGGAUAAGGUAUUUGUAAAGAGUUGUGUGCUUAAAGGAAGCGAUAGGAUGUUUAUGUAACAUUCAUGGUAAAAGACCAAGACUCUAUAUUGAUGUCAGGAUUUACGCUUUGUUUACAUAGAUAUCUAAUGAUUACUUAUAAAGAUAGAUUUUAUUAAAAUAUUAUAAAUAUUUGGUUCAUUACCUACUUUUAUCAUUAAGAUAGUAUUGACAGCUUAGCUUAGACUUUUUAAUUAACAUUAACUUAAAAAAACUCGAAAACUGUAAAUAUUGUUCGAGUAGCAUAGCACAUCGAAAAAUACUUAAGUAUAAUUUAUUACAAAUUUUAUUUAUACAAGUUUCUAAUCUUAGUAGAUUUUCAAUAUUUUGAUCGGUAGAGGACGAAUGCUAGAUAUACUAAUAUCAAUUUCGUACUGUAAAAAUAUUUACAUAAGUACUUACUUACAUAAAUAUCAUACCAAGUUCAUUCCGCCCGACUCAUAUAAAUGUCUUCGAAAUUCUUGACAUUUUAUCGGACUAACAUGUAUUAAAAUCUCUCCUACGGUGAGAUCAAUAACACAAUACUUAACCAUAAUAGAGAAAAUGUAUAUUAUUUGUUCAAUCAUAUGUUCACCUUGGAAUGAUAAUUUAAAGAUGGUAUGGCCUUAAGAAUUACAACAUCAGUAUAAUGAUGAACAUACAUUCUCACUAUCAAUUUUUCUUUACUGUUUUUGAAAAAGCUGUACUUAUAUGAGAACAAAAAUAUAAUCUUAAUCCAAUGAAUUAACAUUAGUGAACAUAUUUCUUAAAAAUGCAGGGUAUAACUUGCCUGACAUUCAUUCACAAUGAAGAGCUGCUUAUCUAAAUUAACAUUAUAAUGGUAUUUACUACCUCUAAUUAACUAAACUAACUUGAACUAAAUGGAACUAUCAAGUACUGAGAGUUUUUUCUACCUUAUAUUUAUUGAAAUCUAGGCAUAUAUAUAUCUACUUACUUACAUUAUAAGUAUAGAAACGACCACACUUGAAAUUAAAUUAUAAUAUGUACCUACCUAUUUUCAUUUUUGUCAAAUUGUUAAAAAAAGACAGAAUGUGGUAGAAUGAAUAAGGUACCAAAGUUUGAAGCAACUGGACUCGAAUGUCGAUGGAUCCCAUAACUUUAAACUCUCAAAUCACACAUUCAAUUCGCGUGACAAGCACUUUUCGAGAAAAUAUUAAUAUUUUGAGAAAUAAUAAUACGAAAUACGACAUUGGGCUUCGUGUUUUGCAUAUUAGAAACGUAAGUAAAUAGAUUUCCUCCUACAUUGGGACCUACUAUUGCCUAUAGACCUUGUAUAAGACAUUGUGAUAAGAUACUGUACUUACAAACGUAGUUAGCGAAAUAUCCCCUAUCUAUGUAUACCAAACAAUAAUACUGUCAAAAACCGCAUGAAGAAAUACUUUGGAUUCUGUACACACCUCUGCGUAUUGUUAGAGGUAAAGAACCAAUUUUAAAAAUACCAUAAAUAAUUCUAAAAGUUUUUGAAAUUAUUAAUGCUAAAUUUAUUAAUUAAUUAUUAUCGAUACUUACAUGCGAGGAUCGACCCUAUAGCUGAAACAGUCAAUAUUGUCAUCCUGGGUUAGGUCAUACCCUGAAUAUUUUUUUACUGGGGAUUGAUUCUUUUUGACCUACGUAUAUACUACAUAUAGUGCCUAACGAAAGCUUCAGUUAUAUAAUUCCACACCUAUGUAGGUACCUACUGCUGCUUUUAUUAUACAUCCAAAAUAUAGUUGCUACCGAAUCUUAUGUGCUCGACGGCUCAAUGCUGCACCGGUGUGUAAAACCUGCCUUUUGCUGCCAAACUUAAUCAUACCAAUACGAUUUCAUCCUUAAUUACCUACUUGAUUUGAAUACGCUUACAACCAAGGCUUGAUACAAUUAACUAGGUACGGUAUUUUGGUAUUUUCAACUUCUAACUAUAGGAGUACCUACCUACCUACUAGGACCAUUUACAAUUUAAGGUUAUCUGGUAAGUCGCUAAUAGAUAGUUGACUGGUUCGCCGGCAACUAGCUGCAAAUUGUAUUAAAUUCUACGCUAGGUAAUAGUCUUUACCGGUAGUUGCCCUAGCGAGACAGUCUCCUCCGGAGAACUUCAGUUAAAACCAAGUAUUCUAGAAAGAUUACAAAUUGAAACCGUAAUUUAAAAACCAAAUCAGUUAUUUUAUAAUAAAAAAUACACGAACACCUUACAUAAAGUAUAAGUAAUAAAGUUAGACGCUAGUUACAAUCAAUGACAAUGGUGAGAAAGCUACUAUGUCAUUAGUGACAUGGAUCUUAACACUUUAGGUAUUAUGUUCUGUAAAGUAAGACAAUGGCAUGGUUUUAUACCUAUAUGUUUAUGAUAUACUUAAUAAUUAUAACAAAUUCAGAGGGCUUAGCCCAUUUGCCUCCAAAGCAAUAUUCAAUGUAUGUUUAUAAUAAUUCGUAUGUUUAAAUUACCUUCAAGGUUUUCUAUAAACUUAUAUUUUUUGUUUAGAUUUUGAAGAAAAGUAUAUUAUUAUGUAUUUGCCGUUUUACUAAAUAUGAAACGCAGAAAAAUCAUGAAGGUUUCAAGUCGAUUCAAAGAUAAUAAUUUUAAUCGUAAACUUCGUAAUUACGUUGUCCGUUGACCCACAAUAACCCCUAAUCUCUCGUGAGACGCACUCCCGCCCGCCGCUGGACCGACGACUUUAGGCGGGAAGCCGGUAGUUGCUGGAUGAGGAAGGCCGAGCACCGAGUGUUGUGGCGCUCCUUGGGAGAGGCCUAUGUCCAACAGCAGAUGAUGAUGAUGAACCCCUAAUAUUAAAUUUGCGAUGGCAGGGCAGGACCAUAGGGUGUUUUCCUAAAUUUAAAGUAAUCGCAAAACUAAGAAUCGUUAGAAUCGUAUUACUUAUCUGAC
Molecule: messenger RNA, 5612 nt
Organism: Plutella xylostella (diamondback moth)
Lineage: Eukaryota; Metazoa; Arthropoda; Insecta; Lepidoptera; Plutellidae
Gene: KCNQ
Product: KCNQ potassium channel
Biological process (GO): potassium ion transmembrane transport
Cellular component (GO): membrane; voltage-gated potassium channel complex
Molecular function (GO): voltage-gated potassium channel activity
Source: RefSeq, a predicted model, not a curated record